Molecule: messenger RNA, 1518 nt
Organism: Paramecium sonneborni
Lineage: Eukaryota; Ciliophora; Oligohymenophorea; Peniculida; Parameciidae
Source: the annotation of a GenBank genome assembly
AUGUUUUUACUAAUUCUAUUCAUAACUUGUAAUGCUUUUCAUCAUUAGGGAACAUUAUAAACAAAUUAUACUUUGAAUCUUACCCUAAAUUUUACUGAUCAAGCUCCCAGUAUUGUGAUCAAGUUUUAUUUGCCAAUAGCAAGAUAAAAUUAAAAACUUGUUGCUUGCUUUGUAUCAUUAGAUAAUUUAUCAUAAUUAUCUUUUAACUUAGAUGAACUUAAAUUAAAAACCUAAACAAAAAUUUCAUAUGAUUUUCACAGCAUUCAAUCAAACAGUGAUAUAUAAUUAGUUUAAUAUCCUUAUUAUCCAAUGGUUUAUUUGUUUUGUUAAUCCGAAUAGAGUGUAUCAAUUAAUUACGAGCUAACAUACCUAGAAGAAUUUUUAAAUCCAUUUUGUAUAAAUAAUUGUAAAGGAUAUAGUGAAGUAAAAAAUCAAAAUAGUUCUCGUUGCAAAAGAGAUUAUUGUGAAUGUUAAAUUGAUAGACUUGGAGAAUUUUGUUAAUUAAGUUCUUCAUAUUUAAUAAAUAACAACUGGGUUAAAGUAAAGUUAGAUUCUUAUUAAUGGAAAUAUUUUUAUUAUCAAAUAAAAGAUAUAAAUAUUGAAUUUCAUUCAAACCUAGAUUAUUAUGAUAACUCUAUUAGUAAUAAUAAUUUAUUUAAUAUAGUGUAUAGUUUAGAAUUAAGAUAGUUUAAUUGGUAAUUGAUUCCAAAUAAGAAAUAGAGUUAAAAUUUAAAAAACUGUUCACAUUUAUAUGAGAUUUUAGAUAACCUAAUUAAUGAAGAUUCUAAUUCAAAUAUUUUAUACAUAGGAUUUUUUAAUAACAAGAGUUCCUAAGUUGAAUUUAAUUUGAGUAUUGUAACAACAUCAUCAAAUGAUGACUACGAUUAAGCUGAAAGAAAUAAAUUAAUACUUAUAAUAAUUGGUUCAGUUGUUGGUUUCUUAUUAUUACUGUCAUUUUUUUUAAGCAUAUUCAAUAAUUAAAGAAAUCAUUAAAUUGAAAGAGAGAAUACAGAAUAAAAUUUAGAAUAGAUAUAAAUUGCAUAUAAAUCACCUACAGGUAUAAAACAAUUCUAUUUAGGAUUUAAUAAAUAGUUCAUUAACGACUAUUUUGGUCCUAUUGUUUACUAACAUAUAAUAAAAUCUUAUCCUGGGCUCUCACAAUUUGAAGAUUGUGUAAUUUGUCUAGAGUCUUUGAAAGAUGGAAAAACUUUAGAGCUAAAAUUUUGCUCAGUUACUCCAUGUUUUCAUAUUUUUCAUUAAUAAUGUUUAAGCACUUGGUUAUAAAAGUAGCGAAAUUGUCCAUUCUGUAGAAAAGAAUUUUAUAGAAACUAAAUUUAAAAUCAACAUCCUUGGAUAGAUUCAUCUAAAGAAGGAAGAAAAAGUAUUUAAGAAUAAAACUCUUAAUAUCUAUAAAGAUUGAAACACACUCAAAAUACGGAUUAGUCGCAAGAUUUUUAGUUGAAUGAAAGUUAGUAAGAUCUUGUGCAUGGAAAAAAUAGAUUAACGGUUUAGAGUUGA